Molecule: messenger RNA, 1088 nt
Organism: Gopherus flavomarginatus (Mexican gopher tortoise)
Lineage: Eukaryota; Metazoa; Chordata; Testudines; Testudinidae
Gene: CETN3
Product: centrin 3
Exons: 6
Coding region: 151-768 (205 amino acids)
Biological process (GO): spindle pole body duplication
Cellular component (GO): microtubule organizing center
Molecular function (GO): microtubule binding; calcium ion binding
Source: RefSeq, a predicted model, not a curated record
ACUUAGAUUAGCGGUAGCGGGCAACUCGGCUCUUGUGUCUAGAGUGUAUCGCGUUUCCAAGGGGAAGUUGGAGCGGCGUUGCCGCUGUUGUUGGUGCCGGUGACAGCAGGGGAAGCCCAGUGCGGCUCAGCCCGGUCUGGGGACGCGACCAUGAGUUUGGCCUUGAGGAAUGAUCUUGCGGUAGACAAAACCAAAAGGAAAAAAAGAAGAGAACUGACUGAAGAACAGAAGCAAGAAAUUAAAGAUGCUUUUGAGUUGUUUGACACAGAUAAAGAUAAAGCAAUAGAUUAUCAUGAAUUAAAGGUGGCAAUGAGAGCCUUGGGUUUUGAUGUAAAAAAAGCUGAUGUACUAAAAAUACUUAAAGAUUAUGAUAGAGAUGCAACAGGCAAAAUCACCUUUGAAGAUUUUAAUGAAGUUGUGACAGACUGGAUAUUGGACAGAGAUCCACAAGAAGAGAUACUCAAAGCAUUCAAAUUAUUUGAUGAUGACGACUCAGGUAAAAUAAGCUUGAGAAACCUACGCCGUGUUGCUAGAGAACUGGGUGAAAACAUGUCUGAUGAAGAACUACGAGCUAUGAUUGAAGAAUUUGAUAAAGAUGGAGAUGGAGAAACGGAGGCUACCCAAAUCUACUGGUUCUGUCCUUGGAGAGCAGAAAUGGCAGUUGAAGUACGGCUCCAGAGCAUCAUUCUCUCCUCUCUAACAGCUUCUGUGCUGGAGCUUCAUGAGUUGGGUGUGGCCCUGCCUGUGUGUGUGCUGGAGGAGGCUUAAUAGCUUGGCUCAAUAGGACAGGUAAAAAGGUGCCCAGGCGGGCAUAACAGGCAGGUUCAGUGGUAUCUUAACACAUUAGGUGGCAUCCUAAGGGGGGCAACCCAUCAUAGUGGCAUAGCAGGCAGGAUAGUUUGCACAGCUUAUUGCCCUGAAACAUUGGUGGUGGUUUUAAGUGUGGUGACUAGAGAACAGACAAAGUGGUUACUGGUUUGUUAUUUUCUGUUUGUUUAUUUUGGGGAAGGGAAGUAGAGGCAGAAAAGCAGCAAAAUGAGUGAAAGUGAAGCUAUCAAAAAGUUGGAGUGCUACAGAUUGCAAGUAGA